CAAGGAGGAGGAGAGGAAUACAGUCCAGAGGUCCUGAACGCCAUGCUGCUUACAUACGUGAAGGGGAGGGUGCAGGAGCACACGGGGAGGGCCGUCGGCAAGUGCGUCAUUGCUGUUCCUUCCUACUUCAGCGAGAUACAGCGAAGAAGUUUGUUGGCCUCCGCUGACAUCGCAGGAUUAGAGGUCACUCUGCUCCUCACUGAAGGCCUCGCGCUGGCGUUCAAGUAUGGCAUAGAGAGGAUGAAUCUCCUGUCUCUCCCGGCUCCGAGGAACGUGCUCUUCCUCGACGUGGGCGCGACGAAGACGACGGUAACCAUUGCGAGAUUCGUGGGGAAAAAUUCUUCUCCUCCUUCUACAUCGCCUUCUGCCUCACCUUCCAACGCGAUGGUCGAGAUCCUCUCUUCAGCAUCUGACGCAAACUUUGGCGGGAGCUCCUUCACAGCUGGGCUCGUCAGUCUCCUAGUGAAGCGGGUGGAUAAAACCAAGAAACUUGACGAGAGGGCGAUGAAGCGGCUGCAGGGGGAGGCAAACAAAGCCAAGGAGAUUCUGAGCGCCAACAAGGAGGUUGUGGUGACGGUUGAGGAUCUUGUCGGCGACUUUGACCUUCGGGUGACCAUCACGAGACAAGAGCUUGAGGAGGAGUGCCGGGACACGCUGGUAGCCCUCCCCAUCCUUAUCGACAAGGCGAUCAGGGCUGCGGGGCUCAACCUGCAGCAGCUGCAUGGCAUCGAAGUGGUCGGAGGAGCCUGGCGCCCGCCCAUGGUCCUCAAGGAGAUUGAAAGAAUCUUAUCUGUGGUGCCCGGGAGGAGGAUGAAUCCUGACGAAAGCAUCGCGACCGGCGCCGCCCUCGUGGCCUUCUACCGGGGGAAGCAGCAGGCGAAGAUUCAGCUCCUCGACAUCCUCCACAAAGAUGUG
Messenger RNA from Guillardia theta CCMP2712, 915 nucleotides. RefSeq lists its product as hypothetical. Gene Ontology annotation, molecular function: ATP-dependent protein folding chaperone; ATP binding. Gene Ontology annotation, cellular component: endoplasmic reticulum chaperone complex. The transcript has 2 exons. NCBI's taxonomy places the organism in Eukaryota, Cryptophyceae, Pyrenomonadales, Geminigeraceae. The record is from RefSeq and is a predicted model, not a curated record. The annotation marks the transcript as partial. Gene Ontology annotation, biological process: negative regulation of hypoxia-induced intrinsic apoptotic signaling pathway; cellular response to hypoxia; endoplasmic reticulum unfolded protein response.